Messenger RNA from Rubroshorea leprosula, 2965 nucleotides. NCBI's taxonomy places the organism in Eukaryota, Viridiplantae, Streptophyta, Magnoliopsida, Malvales, Dipterocarpaceae. The record is from the annotation of a GenBank genome assembly.
UCAAAGCUCCACAGGGUGAUAAUUCUUCAUGUCCUGUGUUUACAUCAGGCCCACUUUGUGAAACGGCUUUGGUGAAAAGGUAUAUGAUCCAAUGAGUUUUAGAUCUAUGGAUUUUGGAUAAAUGAAUUACAGCUUCAGCUCUGAUUUCAAGGACCUAAUUCUCACACCUCAAUCAUCCAGUGCAGAAGAAAGUGAUGGAGGCAAGAAAAAUGAUGGUCACCUUGGUUGUAUGGAGUUAUCUGUCCCUGGAUUUCAGGGCGUAUUGAAAACUGGCACUCAGGAGAAUGAUAGAAACAACACUUUGCCAGUCCAAAACAACAGUUUGUCUGUGGGUUUUCAUGAAUACUCGGAUGGUCUUGCAUACAAAAACUCUGGGACCAAUGUUAAUUCAUCCUUGUUCGUGUCUGGACAAACUGAACAGAACCUCGAACAAGUGUCAAGCUUUGAUCUCAAGCCAAUGAAAGGUAGAGAGGAGCAAGGUGCAAGAGAAUGGCCACAUAAUGAGUGUCCUGUACUUGACUCUGACCACAUCCAUCUUGCCUCUAAUGCACAACAGUGUAAAGAUUCUGGUGCUCAGGACAUAUAUGACCGAGGGUAUUUUUCCAAUGAAUUGCCGCCUGGUCCUUUGCAGGGCGUUCACGCAUAUGGUAACAUUGGUGAAAAUGUCCAGGCAAUGAUGAAUGCACAAUCUGAUAAUAUGAUGCAGUAUUUUCAGGCCGGUGAAGACCAACAUGGCAUGACCAGGCGUUGCCUCCAAUUCAGAGAACAGCCAACUGCUAUAAGAAACUACAGCAGUUCUUCAAACUUAGGAAAUGAAGUGACUAAUUCAAGGCCAUUUUGUACAACUUCAGGGACAGAGAGUUUGGGUUCAUUUGUAACAACCAAAAAGAGGCAGCUAGGUAACCCCUCCCAAUAUGUGCCAACCAUGUUGUCCACUUGCUCUAGUGAAAAAUCUCCCUUCACUGUUCCCAACCCGUUGGAUAUUUGCUUGCCCCUGAACAGCAAUAUGAAUUCUACCAAAAUGGAUUGUGGUGGAACUGGAAGCAUGAAACUAGAAGUGGAUAGUGUGGAUUUGGCAUCUGUCACAAGCAACCAUUAUCUGGAAACCAGGAAGAAUUUUUCAAGUGUAGUUGACAACAUUUCAGCUUGUCCUGUGGGUGGUGCACUUUAUGGUAGGGAUUCUUUAGUUGCUGGAUCUAAAACUUCUGAGCCAUUCUGCAAUAUGGAACCAGUUGUGCAGCAUUUGACUUUACAGACUAGAAGGAAUAUUAACUCAGAGCAGGUAGACAGUUGUGAGGAGUUUAACCAACAAGGCACUAAAAAGAAAAGGAAGAAAUCAUCAAGAGCCAUUUUCGAUGAGGGUUGCAAGCAUUGCAAUUGCAAAAGGACCAAAUGCUUGAAACUCUAUUGUGAUUGUUUUGCUGCUGGGAUCUUUUGUGAUGAAUCUUGUGCUUGCCAAGGUUGCUUAAACAGACCUGAAUAUGAAGAUACAGUUUUUGAGACAAGGCAACAGAUUGAAUCUCGUAAUCCUUUGGCAUUUGCUCCCAAGAUCAAAAACAGCGAAGAUGGAAAGUGGAUGACACCAUCCUCUGGUAAGCACAAAAGAGGUUGCAAUUGCAAAAAGUCAAUGUGCCAGAAAAAAUAUUGUGAAUGCUACCAGGCCAAUGUUGGCUGCUCCAGUGCAUGUCGAUGUGAUGGAUGUAAAAAUGUUUAUGGCAAGAAGGAAGAUUAUGGUGUAACUGGAGAAAUAAUGGAAAGCAACAGAGACAGCAAGGAGAUAUUGGCAGGAUCACUUGAGCAUAAACUGGGAGCAGUUGUAGCCAAGAAAGACUCCUUGGGUCUCGAGUUGCAUGAUCUGCAAUAUCUCACACCCAUGCCGCCUUCAUUCAACUACUCAGACCAUGCAAAGGAUUCACAAAAAUCUCAACUUCUCUCCUGGAGAUACCUUCCAUCACCUCCACCUGGCUUUACAGUCCCAUCAUCUCAUGUAAAAGCUCUGAGAACUCCAAAAAAUUUUGAUAGCAAUGACAUCUUUCAGGAAACAAGCAAACAUACUUUUGAUCUUAGUUCUUAUAUUCAACGAAUGGAUACACAUGCUGAUCCUAGUCCAGUGCCAAGUUAUCCUUCAAUUUUAAUGGCUUCUUCAGAAUCAUCCAAAGGAAAGGACUUGACAAGUUUUUCAAGACUCCAAUUGUGUCCCAGAACUGGCCAUAUCCCUUCAGGUGGUUCCCCUCACCGGAAUAGUUCAUUGAUUACACCAAUCUCUGAAUUAGACGAGACAAAAAAUCCUCAGGAGUUUAACUCUGAUGGUCGACUUUAUGACAUCUUGGAAGAUGAUAUGUAAGGUCUUGAAAGAGAAUUCUUCCCUCCAUUGAGUCUGUCAAGGUAAGUUCUCCAAAUGGCAAGGGAGUUUCACCUCAAAAUUUGCAUGUGCUUCGUUCAACUUCUACGGAGGUAUUAAAAAGCAGUAAGAAGUUUCCCCCUCUUACGCCUUGCAAAGAUUUGAAAGGUAGCAGCAAUCAGAACAAGAGCAAUUUUGAGGAAAAUAGUAGCAAUAGUUGAUUUCCAGACCAGCACCAUUUUGGCCUUACACUUUGCAAUUUCAGUGAUUCAUUUCAUCUAUACCGAGCAGUUUAUAGUACUUGUGAAUAUUUGAACCUGAAUCACAUUGGGCUGAUUUUUCAUUAAUCUUGCUUCUGCAUACUACUUUAUAUCACCAUUAUGUUGGAUAAGUUGUACUUGGCAUAGGACAGGAUCUUACAGCUAAAGAUUUUGAGUAUAUCAGGUUUCAAUAUUAUGGAGAGAUAUUACUCCUCAGUUAAUAGGUAUGCGGAUGGUUUUCAUCAUUGAUUGUGUUGUUAGAGGUAGUAGGGAGACACUUGCUUAUUAGUAGACGAAAUUCAAAUAGAGAUUACUCAAAUGAUCUCCAGUCUUCCUUUGAGAAUAAGAAAAUAAAUUUUUGUUU